Molecule: messenger RNA, 9145 nt
Organism: Pocillopora meandrina
Lineage: Eukaryota; Metazoa; Cnidaria; Anthozoa; Scleractinia; Pocilloporidae
Source: the annotation of a GenBank genome assembly
AUGCUAGCAGUCUGUUGUCAAACAAAAAUGGCGGAAGACGUAAACAACGAAUCUCCUCCAUCGAAAGUGGAUGAACGAAAAAUCGUGGUGGAAUUUUGCCAGCUGCAGGAAAAAUCCCGACAGCUUUUUAACGCGCUAAGGUAUUGUGAUUUUCUCUCUGAGUUAAGAUUAUCGGUAAAUUACCUCAAUACAUCCCCUGAUUCCCCGGAAACCUGAGCAGCUAAGAGGGCGUGUAACCUUUGGUCAGCUUUGUUUAUUGUAAGUUUAACUUUGUUUUCACAUCGAAGUCAUUAGUACAUUUGUGAUUCUUGACUGCCAAGGAAAGUCAUUUCACUUUUCUCAGCAUCAGUUAUUAAACCCUUGAGUCGUCACAGAUGUUUCUUGUGUGGUGUGAUAGAAUGUUCGAUAUUUGUUCGACUUUGGGAUAGGGGCAAGGUCCGAGGCUAUUUACAGCCCGAUCGCUGUACGAAAAACCUGCAUAUUACCUUACAACAACGUUCUUGUCUUCAACUCAGUCACAUAGUUCUUUGUUCUCUGUCCGAAAAUCCUGAUUAAGCAUGUAUUGUAAGUUAGAGGCGCGCGCAGUUUAAAUAAACAACAUCGUACAACGAUUGAAAUCGGAUAUGGCAGUUAGUCAUCUUGAUAGAUUUUUAAGGGGUGCUGUUAAGCUUUUGACCCCCUAAGAAUGACUGGCAUCUAAUUUCAGAGAUUUUUAAUUUUAAGAGACAGUUAAAGGGUUCCAUAAGGCGCAGAUCUCCAUGAAUACAAAAUUAUACGCUUUAUGUUUUCAUCUUCACUGUGCCCUCAAUUAAUCUUCAUUGACAUAAUGGUUAUGUUGUUCCUCCCCUAUUGCAAACUUUGAAAAUUUAUGAUGUUAAAAUAAUUUUUUAAUUUGAUAUCUAUGACAGAGACUUGCCCCAGUUUGGACACAAGCACUGGCAAACACAUUUUGGCAGAACAUUUGAUGUCUACACAAGGGUGAAUGUGACAUUCUGAUUGUUUUUAAAAGUACAUAUGAUAAGUUUUAAGCACCUUUCAUUAUUUUUGUCCUUUUAGUGUGGUGCGUGUUUUCUUAUUUUAAUUGUGAAUUUGACAUCACUAAGUUAAACACCUAAACUUUGUUAUUUUAUCAGCUGUGGAAAUUUCAGCAAAACCACAGGUAUGUGUUUACUGAAUAAAAUGUUACAACUUGUUGUAAAUUUAUCUGGAGAUCUUUCCUUCUUUCACCAAGGAUUCUUUGUUCUUUUAAAAGUUGUUCCCUUCAUAUACCCAAUUAUUUGGUUUUUGUUUGGAGAAAUGAACUAAGAGAGGUUUAAAUUAUGUGUUGAUACAUCUAUUCUCACUAAAAACUUAUUGAUGGUAAUCAGCUUUGUCUCUAUGAGUGACCUUUAUCAAUUAAAAAUUUAAAUGUUGUUUUCUACACCGAUACUGUUAGUUUAUUCAAGUAAUUCUGGUUAUGAUCACCUUGCAAUCCUGAAGGUACUGUGCAUGUAGCACAAUUGUUAGUAAAGGGAAGUACAUUUUAGUUUCUUGCACAAGCCUUACAGUGACUUGAAAGACUCAAUUUGUCCUUUUCAACUGUGGCUGUAGUAAUUUCUUACAAGUAGAGAAGUUCUUAGUUAUUUCAUGAUUGAGUGUGUGGUGGAUGAACGUUGCAUAGUAGUUAUGUUUCCUGUAUAUUAAGCUACUACCUUGGAUUCACGAGAAUGAAUUAUUGGUCUAAUUUUGUGAUAUAAAGCGGCAAUUAAAAGCAGUUAGUAAAGUUUGUUUAGAAGCUUCAACUUAGUUUUUUUUUUAACCCUCAAUCAAUUAAAAGUACUCAUCAAAGUUGGCUUCAUGUCGAUUGGCAGAAAUCAGCCAAAAAAGAAUAUGUUCAGUGAAAAUUCCAUAUUUAAAAUUUAUUUUUGAAACAUCACCAUGUAAAAUUGUAUUUUUGUUUUCCUAGAUCUAUUCUGGAUAUUCGGUAUAACCUUAAAAGAUGGCAGAUAGGAGAAAUUGCAUCAAAAAUUGGACAACUCUAUUAUCACUAUUAGUAAGUAUCAUUUUUCUUUUGUAUACCUUCUUAAAUGUGGCUGGCAUUGUUCAAAAAGAAAUUGGUAUAAUUUCUUCAGUAACAUUUGUAAUCAUGUGAUUAUUGCUCACCUCUAUGUGGCUCCCUCUUUGUGCAAAGGGGAAGGGGUGGGGGGUCACAGUGGUAUCAGUUAGGUGUUCAUGUUUAUGCUCCCUCUUUUCUGGAAACAGGGGGCUGGUGGGGAAACAGGUGCAUGAUUUCAGAAGAGACUUUGGCUGGUCUUCUGUUAGAAUUCUGUGAAACAAAGGAUAGCCUAACCUGAAACAGCGAAGGAUAUUACAUUUCAUAGGAGGGUAAAAAUUGUUGAAAUUCUCUCUCCACUUAAAACACUAUAUAAUAGAGUAUAUCAAAAUAGCGGUGGUUGAGAUGAAUGGGAAGUUAUGAGACUGAUUAGUUGUGACAUUGAGUGGCAAAUGUUGGAAGGAAAGAGUUACAAGAGCAAGAACUAGGAAACCCAAGUAACUUGCAAUAUCCUCAUAUCCUCAUCAAGAACAUAGCCCCCCCCACAAGCCUCACCCAACAGUGAUCACAUGACCUCUAUACCAGUUGUAUGACUUUUCUCAUUCUUUUGCUUUCCUAUUUGUUUUUAUUUACUAACGAUUUCCUUUACAGUCUUAGGACAAGUGAAGCAAACUACCUUCAUGAGUCAUUUGGGUUUUAUUCUGCCAUUCGAUCCAGGGCAUACUACAGUCAGGCAAGCAAGGAAGAUAAGUAAGCAAGCAGUAUUGUUUCAGAUACUGUUAUAAAACUUAAAGGAAGGAUGGGGGAAGGUGUACAAGAAGCAAGCAGUGAAAAUAGAAGAAGCAGCAUUUUUUAAUUAAGAAAUAUUAGACCGUAUUAGAUAUUGUAGACCCUUAAAAUAGGUGGGAGACAAGCCAAAGUACACAUACAUUUUCUACAGCGUUUUAAAAAAUAUUUGUCUUGAAUUGCAACUUAUUUCUACAUAUAUAAAUUACUAUUUUAAACUUGCAACUAUUAAUUGUUGUGGUAUGUAUUUCUUCAGGCCUGAUUUGAUGGUGAAAAAACUCCGUUACUAUGCUCGCUUUAUAGUCGUCAGUCUUCUCCUCAACAAGGUGGAUCUUGUGAAAGAAUUGAUACAGGUGCUUUAUUUUUUAAUUUAUGCAACUCCUUGUCAUUCUAGGGUUUCCGAGUCCCACCGAUGUUUGGUCUGUAGCGAGUCCCAAUCCGCUAAAGCAAAAUUUCUCGUUUCUCUUUCCAGGAACUUUAUCAUUACGUCGAGGAAUAUGUUAAUGUGUAUGAAGCGGAUGACGAUGAAGAAUGGAGGUUGGUGAUCAGUGAAGUGACAGCCUUUAUGGAGGUAUCAAAAAUGUUUUAUACUUUUCAUGGCAACUUUUGGGCCUGCUUGGAUACCUUUUUAAUUUUACAACUUAAUAGCCUUGGUAAAGUAAGUCCAAUGGCCAAUUUUCCGGUCAUACUUGUUUUUUCUUCCCCAAACAGGCAGACUCAUUGGUAACAGUCAUGACCCCAGAUGUUGUGCCGGUCACUCUAUCACAUAGAAUGGGAGAAAACGUUUGUACAUUUUUUUCUUUCAAGCAAAUCAACCAACUUGAUCGUCAUCUAUUUGUAGAAGUCCGUGUUUUUAAAGUUUAUUUGAUUAAUAAGAAGCCUGAUUUUGUAUGGGUAAAAACAUUAUUUCGAGUGUAAUUUGGUGUUAGUAAGCGGGAGUAAAUUUUUCAAAGAGAACAAAAUUGCUUUUAAAAGCCUGUAUGACGAGUGCAAUUUGUAGUCUUUGAAAAAUUUACGAGUGCUUCUUUGCUCCAAAUUGUACUCGAAAUCAUGUUAUUAUAAUUAUGGUAGUAAUUCAUUUCUUGUAUGAUUGCAUAAAUUCUGAUUGUCUGAGUGAAGGUAGUCUUGAGGAGGACUGUUGCCCAUAGUGGAGACUGAGUUCUCGACAACCUUGAUAGAAGUCAUAACCAGAGUGAGCUCGAUCAGGACUACCCAGUCUCUCACACGGACGAUCAGACUAAACGAUCCAAUAUUACCCCAUGGCACAAACCAUUUACUGUAUUGUAUGUUGCAUCUUCUCCAGGAGAUUCCUCCUCAGAGACCGGUCAGUGGCACAUCGUUAUCUUUACAAGAAAUUAUUAUUGUGGGGAACUGUGAAAAGCAGGUAUCUUAUGGAAUUUUUUCUUUUUCAGACGCGUGUCACAUAUGCACCUAGCAAUGAGCUCGCUCUCUGUAAAGUCUCUGUGGCCCAGUGGCACAGCAUCGGAGCGCGGAAUCCAAAGAUCUUGGGUUCGAACCUUAAGUACCAUUUCUCUUGAGCUGAAUAAGCCAAAGUUCUGAAGAUUUCACAUAAUCUCACAUCAAUCCGAUAAACGCUCACUUGGCGCAUUUUUAUUUAAAAAAUUUGCUUCUCACGUUAUUGUUUUUACAGGUAAAAUUCAGCGAGUUAACUUUGGACAUGUUUCGUAUGCUGCAAGUUCUGGAGCGAGAGCCUGAGGAUGCACCUUCGCGUACUUUGGUGACUUCCACCGAGGUGUCUGAGGGUCAAGAUAAUCAAGUAUGUUGUAAUCCAAACACUUAUUUCGUUUCAGGACGCUUGUUACACAUGAACCUAGUAUGUACAUGGCCCGGUUAAGCAACGAGUUCUCUGUGUCUUAGUGGUAGCGCGGAUGAGAGAUUGGCUGGAGCGCAAUUUCUCAUUUGGGAAUUAGUAUUUUUUCUGUGUUCCACGCUCGCGAUAGGACGGAAUAUCAAAUUUUUUACUUAUCUUCUUUUAUAUCGCUGAUUUUUUCAAGGAAGUCAAUGGUGUGGAGCGAUCGUCUUCCAAGCGACCAAAUCCUCAUAAAUAUCUCCUGUAUAAACCGACACUGACUCAGUUGUAUGUGUUUCUGGCCUGUGGUAUUAAGGUGAGUAUUCACUUACUACUGGUGAGUCUGAGGCAUGCAGAAUCAAACCUCAAUACUACAUUGGCUGGUUAUUGAUUAGCUACAGACACUCUAUGAUAUUUUCUUUCUUUAACCUACCAAAUCCAACUGAACGUAAAUCAGGUAAAAUGUUGACUCGGCCUUCUCGUGGUUUUCAUUCUUAUUUCAUUGGCAUUAAGAUUUGCCAUUUUUAAGUCUCACGGAAAGCAUUUGAAAGGAUGCGAGAAAAGUCAACCCUUUCACACGGUGUUUUUACGUGUUUUUCAACUAUUUUUCGAAGCCUACAUGUAAGGAAGAAAAAAACUUGCCCUCACACUUGCGCUUCAGGACCUCGACGAUGAUUUUGACUAAACACUAAAAACCACAAGUUUUAAACUGACAUGACCUAUGAAGCGUCCGAGGACUGAUGUAGGUUCCUAAUGUGAUGUUUAAUCACAUUAAUAGAGAAAGAUGAGAUUAAUAGAGAAAUCACAUAAAUGUUCUUAAUGUUCAAGCUACUAUCCUUGUUUAAGGAACUUCCAAACAAUGGCGUCAUGUUGGUUUAUGUGUCCGGUGAUGGUUACUUUGGAAAUGCGAAAGCUGGAGAAGAAGGUAAGUACACGUCAGUUGCAUUUUCAACUCGUUCCAGUCUUUUCACUCCGGAAGGUGCUUCAUCAUCGCCUGCAAUGUCUGCUUCUAUGACUCGUGACUCGUUCCCAGCUCUCUUGCGCUUCCAAAGACCUGUAAGAAUCAACUGGUCGCUUACCAUAAAAAUUGCUCACAUGAUUCUUUUCUGAGGAGAUCCUUCUAUCUCGUCAGGUCCCUACGAACAGGGAGGUGUCGCUAUGAGCCACAAAAAAAUAUCAAACGAGGAAACAGCAAGACGAACGAGAACAAACCUGAAGGAUGUUCAUUGGUGCGUUGAGUGUUUUCCAUAAUUAUUAAUUAUUAUAUUAUAUAUUUUUUUAGUGAGCACGAAUCGCUUUUGGACUCACUUUUCACGACCUCACGACCUCGCCCCCAAAAAUGAAAUGUUCAAAGGAAAUUUUUUGUUUGUUUAAAUGUAUUUGGCUUAACCCAAACAGUUUAAUUGGUUCAUAAAAGAAGGAAAAUGUUCUCACAUUUUAUCACCUUUUGAAAUAAAAUUCUUUUUAAAGAUAUUGAAAAAAGUAUCGACUUCAACAUUGUAUAAGGGGUAGAGGGAUGUUUUUUUUCAGAGUGAAAAACGAUGAUUGUAAGUUAAAAUUAGUGCAUAAGUAUAUAAGGUCGGUGUGGUCUCGUCAAGAAUAAACUGCAGCUCGUCUUACAUCUUAGUAGAUGUAAGUAGUCAGAGGCUCGUAUGUUCCAUCCUCGUCAGGUAUUUUUUUCUUUGUCUUCGCACGUGGCAAAUUAAUUGCAAACAUCUUUUGACUUGUUCUAGCUUGUACCCAGAAGACCUUGUGCCCUUCAGUAGGAAGCCUCUUGUGGUAAUAGUAGACAGCUCAAACAGUCAUGCUUUCAGGGUAAGUUCCAUGUGGGGCCGUUUUAUCUUUCUUAAACCAUAAACUUUUAUUGCACGGUUGCACCCAAUAAGUCACUCUCUUGCUCAGUACUACCAUUCCCGGUGGUACACAAGGCCUUGAUUUGUUAUAUCCAGAGACUCAACCUAGAUAAAAGUUGUCGAAAAACUAUUUACCUUUUCCUAGAAGAAUAGUUGAAAAUCGGUAAUCAAGUUCACUCUUUGGUGUCGAAGGUCGUGUUUUCUUUUUAUUCUUUGAUUUGGCUAUGAUGGUGAAACAAAAAAUAAAAUCAGAUUUGGGUCUGUGCGCAUUACUAUCGCUAACAUUAUUUCAUUCAAUGGUUUUGUCCAAUUGUUAAUACCACUGUUAUAGUAACAAAGAGAUUUUUUAUCCUUCUACAGUAUUUUCCAAGUUUAUUUGGACAACCGCUGGUCUGUUUGAUGUCGCCAAUUACUGUUCCUACUACAAUGCAAGGUAGGGUUUGUCCCAUUUCAAUAACAUUGGAGAAACAGAAAGAACGAUGAUGGACAGAAGUUUCAAGCGUAGUUAGUAUAAAUUUUUUCGGGAUCAAUGAUACCCCUCCCCUAACUCAACACCAGUCAACUGAUAACAAUUGAGGCCUAAUGAUGGGUUAGGGGAGGGGUAGGUGCGCAGUUGCUCAGAUACUGAAAUUUCAAGUAGCAAUUUUUCUCUUCCUCUCCCCCUUUGAAUUCUUUUUGUAUCUACGCGCGGUGCGCGCGAUUUCAUAAAUUAGCCAAUCACGUCAAAGAACUCUAACCUUGACAUUGAAAAACUGACGUGGACAUUUUCAUGUACUUUUUUUUUUCGCGGAGUUUUAGUUUUGUUGUUUAUGAGCUUUCGUUCGCGUAAAUUUGUCACCUUUAUUUGGAAUUUUAAGUAGUUACGGAGUUUUUAUUUCAGCCCAAUGUUGUGGUUCAUGUAAAAAGUUUAAUAUAUUUUCUACGGAGUUUGGACUCUAGCCUCUUUUUUCGUAAAUGGAUUUUUUACACUAUCGUUACUACGUUCCUAUAGUUUGCCUGAAUAUUUAAAUUAUGUCUGCAAGGUUGUGCAUGGUCUGUUUCUCGGAUUUCUUACUUUACAGAACAAAGUCGGAAGGGGAGUCUCUUCACUCUGUUCCUCUUCAAUCCGUUGGUUGCCUUCUGCUACGUGAGCAGCAUUGCCGAUCUUCGCAGUGACUUGUGGGAUAGCUGUCAGCGGCAGGUUCGACGAAUAAUGAACGACAUCCUUCGAGUAUUUUACGAUUGGUCUCGAUAUGUCGGUGAGUCGUCGGAGGCGCCUGAGCGCAACUACUGCUGGAAACUGGUCUAAGCUUUGCAAUUGGAACUUUAUUUAUUUUAUAUUCCCAAAUUUUGACAUACUGUCGAAGAUAAGAUGAGAACUCACUUUUCUUUACUCGACGACUGUACUCAAAAUUUACCAUCUCUUUGCUUCUGACAUCUCUUUUCUUUUGUCAUAACGCAUUAGAAAUUGCUGAUCGUGGCUCGUAGCAGUAUGCAGGACGCAUGUCACACAUGAAUCUAGUUAAUUCUUCAGUCGCAGUUGGUUUCUCUGCAGCUCAGUGAUAAAGCACCAGACCGCUAAAUCUGGGAUUCGAAUAUUCGUGGGAACUUUUUUUUUUUAUCUCUUAGCUCGUGCUUAAAACGAUUGACACAUUUCCCAAUACGUAGACAGAUCUUAGAAAUUACUAUGUCUCCGAUAACAUACGUUUUUAUCUGGAUCCAGUAUUAAGAUCUUGGGGUAUUUAAUGUAGAAUUUCUUUUGAAUUCUUUGUCUCGUUUUUUUGUUUCAUAGAAUUUGAAUCUGUCAGUAAUACUCACAUUUCUUCAAAAAGUUUUUGGAUUACUUAGAGUAAGGAAUGCAAGAUAAUAUUUUUCUUUCCUUUGACAGAUGUUGUGUUUAUUCAAUUCCUUGACGACGAAUUUCUUCGGCUGAUGAUUCUCCGUUAUAUUUUCUGUUUCUACACAAUGCAUCUUCAUCGAGCAUUUAAGGUAGGGCAGUUGAUCUGGGCAUGGAACAGCUUUUCAGUCUUGAAUUUAGCCACUGAAAUGUUGUCGAAACGUGUUUUUAGGAAAAAACGAAUGAUCUUCCCUUGACUCAGUUUACCAAAUAGGAUUCAUGCGAGCAGAGAGCAGUUUUCAAUUCAUUGUCAAAGGAAACCGGAAUUGCAUCAGUUUUGGUUUUCUUUGCUCUGUGAUCGGUCCAUAAAACUCGCUCUACUCUAUCAAGUACUCAUAUGGAAAACUACAUAACUUGGUCACCUGCGUUUUCCUGCGCUUUGGGCAAUGUUUUUUUUUGGCUUUACUUUGAUUUCUUAUUGGUUCUCAAGGGUGUAUUUCUUUCAUUUGAUUGGCCGUUAUGAUAACUUGGUUCUGGUGCUACGAUACUCGUCGAAAAGUGCUUUAUGAUAUCGAUAUCCCAGUCUACGUGUUUUUUGUUUUAAUUUUUACAAAGUUUUUUGUCUGUAGUUUUCUCUCAGAUAAUUCUAAUGAGCUCAUUGUGCUUUCCUUUGUGUUUGUUUUCCCUUUCUUUAGGGUUCAGACUUCUACCCAAAAAGUUUUCCAAGAUUACCUGCAAAGGAAAUUCUUCUCAACGGCAGCAUAGAGAAACAAGUUCUUGAGCUGGCCUCCAUGUUGGAUGUACGGAGUCUUUUCUACGAGAUUGGAGAAGGUCCUCCCACGGAUUAA